AACGGCUUUGUAGUCGUAAAUUGCUCACGUUGCUGCUGCUGCUGGCUGCUCUGUUCCACUCGCGUUCAAGUGUCCCUACCUGUGGCCGUGGACAGCUGUCAUGGACCGCAUUAAAGAUGGCUGGUUUACGGAGUCCUGCGCGAUGUGGCCGGGGCAGGCAAUGAGCCUGCAGGUGGAGGAGGUGCUCUACCACAAGAAGUCCAAAUUCCAAGAUGUUAUGGUUUUCAAGAGUAAAACGUACGGAAACGUGUUGGUGCUGGACGGGGUGAUCCAGUGCACGGAGAGGGACGAGUUCGCCUAUCAGGAAAUGAUCGCCAACCUCCCUCUGCGCAGCCACCCGGGCCCCAAGAAGGUGCUGAUCAUCGGCGGGGGAGACGGCGGAGUGCUGAGGGAGGUGGUGAAGCAUCCGCUGGUGGAGUCGGCGGUUCUCUGUGAGAUCGAUGAGGAUGUCAUUGAGGUGUCAAAGAAGUACCUCCCAGGUAUGGCCAAAGGGUUUUUCAGUCCCAAGCUCACCCUCCAUGUUGGCGACGGCUUUGAAUUCAUGAAGAAGAACCAGGAUGCCUUUGACAUCAUUAUAACCGACUCCUCGGAUCCAGUUGGUCCCGCAGAGAGCCUGUUCAAGGAGUCCUACUACCAGCUAAUGAAAGCGGCGUUGAGAAGCGGCGGCAUCCUUUGCUCCCAGGGAGAGUGUCAGUGGCUCCACUUGGAGCUGAUAAAGGAGAUGCAGACCUUCUGCAAGACGCUUUUCCCCGUGGUGGACUACGCUUACAGCACGAUCCCAACUUAUCCCAGCGGCCAAAUCGGGUUUAUGCUCUGCAGUAAAAAUCCUGAGACAAACUUCAGGGAACCAGUGAAGGCGCUCACUAAAGAAGAAAUGGAAAGUAUGAACCUUAAAUAUUACAACCCUGAUAUUCACAAAGCAUCCUUCAUCCUGCCUGAAUUUGCCAGAAAGGUACUCACUGAGGCAUGACCUGCGCCAGCAGACGUGUUCCUCCUCUGCCAACGCUACAAAAAAUAAAUAAAUACCAUUGUUCCAUGACGUAUCCACCUCUUCAACAUGGGUCACUGUCACGCAAGAGAAAUCACCUGCUGGGAACCUGCUGGAUUACUACCCUAUCAGUGUUCCUCUCCUUCAGUCUUACGAACUCUUAAUGUUGCUUUUUGUUUUAUUUUUACUCUGGUUGAUGUCCAAUCAUAUUUUAUUAGAGCAGUUGAAUGGCCUGGACUGACAGACCAUUGUGAUAAAAUUCUGACCUCAUUCUUCAACUGUGUACUGUCUGACCCGGUGGGUUACAAACCAUAUGGAUCUAUAAUCUGUGUACUUGGGAAGCACAUCUGUUUUUCCACGUUCUUUGUUUUGUUAUUUGUGUGUGCUCAUUAAAAAAUAUGCAGCGUCCAUAUAUCAUGUCUGGGCAUUCAGGCCACCCAUCAUCAAGUUACACAAGAAGCCUCUAGUGCCUGACAUUAGUGCUGUGCUAUGGACAAAAGACCCUGUAGCAUCCUACACUGAAGCUGUAAGGUCGGUGUUGGAGAAAUUUUAGAGUAUUACAAACUUAAGAUAAAACGGAUGUGUAGCUUUCAACAUCAGUUAAAAAUAAAGCUGUUCUGUUAUGAUAGAAAAAGAAAAGAACAAUGUAAUAAAAGUUUGUAAUUUCAAGAGAUAGAAACCUUUUAAGACUAAAUUCAUUCUACUAUUUUAGUCUGGAGGAUUGGGUAUUUAACUUUAAUAGGAUGGCUGCUUUUGUAGUAAACCUGUACUCUAUUGCAAGAUGCUAAUCUCUCUCCAUGUGGAAAUCUUUAACUGAGUCAAAAUGAUCUUUGUUGAGCCUUGGAGUUGUAUAUGAGUAUUCAAUUUGUUUUUAUAAGAGCUAUGAACUGUAAUAAAUUAGUAACACAAACCUA
This is a messenger RNA of Fundulus heteroclitus (mummichog), 1902 nucleotides long. RefSeq names its product spermidine synthase (gene srm). NCBI's taxonomy places the organism in Eukaryota, Metazoa, Chordata, Actinopteri, Cyprinodontiformes, Fundulidae. Gene Ontology annotation, cellular component: cytosol. Gene Ontology annotation, molecular function: spermidine synthase activity. Bases 101 to 970 code for a protein of 289 amino acids. The transcript is spliced from 8 exons. Gene Ontology annotation, biological process: spermidine biosynthetic process. The record is from RefSeq and is a predicted model, not a curated record.